AUGCCUCUCUUCAGACGGAACAAGAAGCAUAACGACGAAGGCGGGGAUGCAGCGCCAAAGAAGGAGAAGGGCAGCUGGAGGCGGCCUGCGAAUACGGCCUUCAAGCAGCAGCGGCUGAAAGCGUGGCAGCCCAUCUUGACACCAAAGACGGUUCUACCAACACUCUUCAUCAUCGGCAUCGUAUUCGCACCGAUCGGGGGUCUGCUUGUAUGGGGAAGCGGUCUGGUCAGCGAGAUGACAUUCGACUACACACAAUGCGAGAAGCAGACUCCGUCAUCCUCGCUCUCGCAGCUGAACUUUGUGAAUCUGCCAAAGUACAGCUACAGGUUACGUUCGUCAGAGUCGAAGGCCCCGGUCACACCACCGCAAUUCGCAUUUCUCGACCAGUCGAAUAACACAUCCAUCGAUGUGUCGGCGCAACGGCAGUGCAUCAUCCAGUUCGACGUCCCCAUCAACCUGGAGCCUACCGUGCUCUUGUACUACAAGCUCACGAACUUCUACCAGAACCACCGACGUUAUGUGAACAGCUUGGACCAGAAGCAGCUAAAGGGCUCAUAUGUUGCCCCUCACAGCCUGAAUAGUGGAGAAUGUAGCCCACUGGCUACUGUAAGCGGGGGCAAGAUCAUCUACCCAUGCGGUCUGAUUGCCAACUCCCUGUUCAACGAUAGCUACUCUGGUUUGACUUCGACUACAGACUCGUCCUCGACAUACAACUUCUCAUCGACGGGCAUUGCUUGGCCAGGAGAAGAAAAUAAGUAUGCCGCCAGUCCCGGCUAUCCCAUUUCCACUCUCGUGCCGCCUCCGAACUGGUCCGCCCGCUUUCCCUCUGGAUACUCGAACUCGACUCCCCCACCGAACCUCAAGACUGACCAGCGCUUUCAAAACUGGAUGCGCACUGCGGGCCUCCCGACGUUCACGAAGCUGUUCGGGCGUAACGACAACACUACACUGCAGAAGGGGCGGUAUCAAAUCACCGUCAACCUGAACUAUCCCGUUCUGCCGUACUCGGGCACGAAGUCCAUCGUGAUCUCGACCGUGUCUUGGAUUGGCGGGAAGAAUCCCUUCCUUGGGUGGGCGUACGUCGCUUCGGCUGCGUUACUGAUCUUCCUUGCGGUCCUGGGCACUAUUCGACACAUGGUCAAGCCAAGAAAAUUGGGCGACAUGUCGCUGCUGUCGUGGAACCGCUCAUGA
Molecule: messenger RNA, 1191 nt
Organism: Sparassis crispa
Lineage: Eukaryota; Fungi; Basidiomycota; Agaricomycetes; Polyporales; Sparassidaceae
Product: Meiotically up-regulated gene 89 protein
Exons: 6
Coding region: 1-1191 (396 amino acids)
Cellular component (GO): Golgi apparatus; plasma membrane; endoplasmic reticulum
Source: RefSeq, a predicted model, not a curated record